CUCAGUGGAGCGAGCUCUCGAAUUCUGUUGGCUUUCUCCAUCCUCUUUUUCGCAUCGACCUAGAGCGAGAACGACGGAGAUGGCGUCGGCGGUGAGGAGGAUCAAACUGGGGUCGCAGGGUCUCGAGGUCUCCGCCCAGGGGCUGGGCUGUAUGGGCAUGUCCGCCUUCUACGGCCCACCCAAGCCCGAGUCCGACAUGAUCGCGCUCAUCCACCACGCCGUCGGCGCCGGCGUCACCUUCCUCGACACCUCCGACAUCUACGGCCCUCACACCAACGAAAUCCUCCUCGGAAAGGCACUGAAGGGAGGGGUGAGACAGAAGGUGGAAUUGGCGACCAAGUUUGGGAUCAGCUUCGCCGACGGGAAGAGGGAGGUCCGGGGCGAUCCGGCGUACGUGAGGGCGGCUUGCGAGGCCAGCUUGAAGCGGCUCGACAUCGACUGCAUCGACCUCUACUACCAGCACCGUAUCGACACUCGCGUCCCCAUAGAAGUCACUAUCGGAGAACUUAAGAAGCUCGUUGAAGAGGGUAAAAUCAAGUACAUCGGUUUAUCCGAGGCCUCUGCGUCCACUAUCAGAAGAGCACAUGCUGUUCAUCCUAUCACAGCGGUGCAAUUGGAGUGGUCGCUGUGGACAAGAGAUGUGGAGGCAGAAAUCAUUCCCACGUGCAGGGAGCUUGGCAUUGGAAUUGUUGCCUAUAGUCCUUUAGGACGAGGAUUCUUUUCUCUAGGCCCCAAGUUGUUGGAGAAUGUCUCCAAGGAUGAUUUCAGACAGUACCAACCAAGGCUCCGGCCAGAGAACUUGGCUCACAAUGCAAAGUUAUUCGAUCGAGUGAAUGAAAUUGCGCAAAGAAAGGGAUGCACCCCGUCGCAGUUAGCCCUCGCCUGGGUACACCACCAGGGCAACGACGUCUGCCCGAUUCCCGGCACGACCAAGAUCGAGAAUUUCAACCAGAACAUUGGAGCUCUGUCUGUGAAGCUUACACCGGAAGAGAUGGCGGAGCUCGAAUCAAUUGCAUCUGCGGACAAUGUCAAGGGUGGCAGGUUCAAUAGCAGCGUGUCUACAUGGGAAAACUCUGAAACUCCACCCCUUUCGUCAUGGAAACCUGCUUAGAAACAUGUCUGCUUCUGUCGCUGCAUCUUUGAUAUGCAGAGUUUGAGCAUCUGCUGCUGAAGUAUUUUGAGGCUAUGUUGGGUAGCUGUGAUAAGUAUGUGUAAGAAGAUGAGAGUACUUGUUAUCCUGUAAUAAAAUCUGAAAUUCAGAGAAUAACUGUUACCGUUUUGUAAAAGUGACAUUUGCUAUGAGAAGAUUAUACAUGUGUAUCGCGAUGA
This is a messenger RNA of Rhodamnia argentea, 1329 nucleotides long. Its product is annotated as probable aldo-keto reductase 2. Bases 80 to 1111 code for a protein of 343 amino acids. Gene Ontology annotation, cellular component: cytoplasm. The transcript is spliced from 5 exons. Lineage: Eukaryota; Viridiplantae; Streptophyta; Magnoliopsida; Myrtales; Myrtaceae. The record is from RefSeq and is a predicted model, not a curated record.